AUGGGCUGUGCAGUUGGAUUGUUAACAACUUAUUCAGUUGAAGAAGUUGAAUCCGAAGUAGCUAAAUUAACUCCUCAUUUACCAAUGGCUGAAUUGAUGAAUGGUGGAAUAAUAAAACUAGGAGGAGCAAAUGGAUUUUUUAAUCCAAAUUCUCUUCUUGAUCCAAGUUGGUUAAAAGGUAAAAUGACAGUCGAAGAAUAUCAACAAGCAAUUAAUUACANGCGUUUGUCGUAUUCGACGAUGAAAUGUGUAAAACAAAGCCGGAGAAAGAAACAGGCUGAUAGUCGAACUAUGCCGAACAGUGGAUACAUUUUAGCUAAAACACUUCAGUUGAAAUCAGAAACGAAAAAAACUGAAAUUUUCCUUCUAAAUGAACUGAUGCUCUGCUACUAUUCGCUUCAACAACGUAGUUUCUUCUUGGGCAUACUAGACAUUUUCAAUGUAUGUUCAAUCACUAUGAUCAGUAGUUAUGGAGUUCGUUUCCCGACCAUUUCCUUGCCGCCGGAUUCCGGUCGGAAGUUCAAACGGCCAGGAACUGAUCGGAUAUUUCCUGUGCAAUUCCGGCGGCAAGGAACCUGCCAGAACUUGCUGGAUUCGGCGAAAGCUGUGCCGGAAUCGACAAGAGCUGUACCAGAACCGACUCAGAUUUCAACGGAUCCAGUCACCGGGAUGAUCGACCUGGAUAUUCGCGAUCGUCCUUGCCUAAAUCAGAGACCAUCAACUUAUUCUUCGAUGCAACUAAAAUUCCAUCGGUGUCCAUCUACAUUGAGUCAGAGUGAAUAUCCUGUCGAUCGAAAUCAAUUCGAUAUUGAGAUUAAACAUCGCUGA
Molecule: messenger RNA, 828 nt
Organism: Adineta ricciae
Lineage: Eukaryota; Metazoa; Rotifera; Eurotatoria; Adinetida; Adinetidae
Source: the annotation of a GenBank genome assembly